AUGAAAAUUCGAUAUGACAAGUGCUCCAGUACAAAAGACCUAAACUACUUUUUUCAUUUAAAGUUAGGUUUUUUUGUUUCUUAUAAAAAUCACAAUGAUAAAUAUUCCUUUAAAAAUAAUAUCUUACAAAAAAAUGACACUAUAUUAUUUUUUAAGAAAAAAUUAAAAAUAAUGGAAUAUAUUAAAAAUAAUAAAUAUAAUUCAAAUGUAGAAGGUAAUCAACGAUUCAAUAAAAAACCAGAAAAAAAUAAAAACACAAAAGAAAAUGUAUAUACUGAUCAUACAAAUCAAAAUGCAAAAUCAAAAAUAUAUAAUUAUGAUAUGAAUGAUGAUUCUUAUUCUAGUUACGUAAACAAAAAUAAUUUUUUUAGAAUAUCAUCUUUUUUGAUAUUAAAUAAUGAAUUUUUUGGAUAUCCCCUUCAAUUUGUUUGUGAAACAGAAGGGAGAAGUAGGAACCAUGAACAUUAUCCGAACGUACAUGGGGAUAAUAUUAAGUAUGAUAAAUAUAAUGUUAAUAAGUAUAACAAAUAUAAUGUUAAUAAGUAUAACAAAUAUAAUGAUAAUAAGUAUAACAAAUAUAAUGAUAAUAAGUAUAACAAAUAUGAAGAUGAUAAGUAUGAAAAGAGUAGAAAAAAGAAAAAACUUAAUAAUUUAUAUAAAACCAUAUUAACAAAAAAAAAAAAAAAAAAAAUGAACUCUAAUUUAUGUAUAAUAAAUAAAAUAUACAAAUAUCCUAUAAAAUAUUAUCAACUAAAUUCCAAAGCGUUUGUAUUUUUUAUUAUUAAAAAUGUAGGUGUUCCUAAAAUAACAUAUUAUUCCUAUUGUAAAUUAUUUUCGAAAAAUGGUGUUUUAAAUCAAGGAAUUCAAAUAUGCAAACUUUAUCAUGUGAACAAAAAAAAAAAAAUUAAACAAAUUAUUUUUGAAGCCUUGAAAAAUAAAAUAACCUUUUCGUAUGAUAACAAUACAAGUAAUAUCAAGAAAAACAUAUAUAAAUUUCUAAAAAAAAAUUGUGCUUAUCAUGAUCUCAUAAAAUUGUUUUAUUUCAAAACCCACAAACAAAGAGAAAAAUGUAACAAAAAAUUAAAUAUAGAAAAAAUAUUUGGGGUGCACAAAUCCAGUCGUUAUAAUUAUAAGACAUAUAAAAAGAAAAAGAAAAUUGAUAUGUGUAAAAAUUAUUGUGAUGAUACACUUGAUACAUAUUAUAGGAAAUAUUACAAGGGUCAAUUAUCGGGCCAGCAUAAAUAUAUCAAGAGGACGGGGGAACAAAAAGAAGAGCAUCUUAUAAAAUAUACACAUCUGAAUUUUAAUACUGGGAAAGAUAAAACAUUUUAUAAAGAAUUAUAUAAAUGUAAGUAUAUUGAAAAAUAUAUAUCGUCUAUAAAUUAUUUUUUAUUGGAGAAAAGACGAAUGUUUAACAAAUAUAAGCAACAAGAGUGGUGUGUGAACAAAAAUGAGGAGGAUAAAAAGAAAAAGAAAAAGGAAAAUGAUGAUAAUAUAAACAAUAUAAAUAAUAUAAAUAGUAUAAAUAAUAUAAAUAGUAUAAAUAAUAUAAAUAGUAUAAAUAAUAUAAAUAGUAUAAAUAAUAUAAAUAGUAUAAAUAAUAACCAUUGUGAUAAUCAUUGUCAUAAUGUUUGUAUGUGUGGUACCUAUGGUAAUACGGAAAAAUGUAAUGUUCCUCACAGGACGAAUAAUACAAAUCUCCAAUAUAUAAAGAAAAGAAUUAUUAACAUGAACAUAUUAGACAAUAUAAGGAGUAAUAAAACUUACAAAUACAUUGAUAAAAAUAAAUUCAAAUGUUUUACAUAUUAUUCAUGUAAAAAUUAUAAUGUAUGUAAAAAUAUUAUAGAAAAAUAUAAACUUUAUAAAUUCUUAAAAAAAAAAAAAAUUGAAGGAUACAUGAUUUUGAAUUUCCUUAAUUUUAAUAAAGAAUUAAUAUAUUAUAAUGAACAUAAAAAAGAUAUGUCUACAUUACAUGAUAAUUUAUUUGAUGUAAUUUCCAAUAAUCAAAAUGAAAAUGUGAAAUAUAAUAAUAUUUGUAAUAAUAAUUAUGAUUGGUUUUUUAAUGCCUUUGAUUAUGUAGGUAAUCUAGAAGAAUCCGUAACAUGUUUCAAUAAUCACAAAAAAAAAGAAAAUAUAAAAAAUAAAAAAAAUAAAAAUAGAAAUAUAAAUAUAAAAAAAAAAAAAAAAAAUUUGUUUUAUAAUGAACAACAUAAUAUAAAAAAUAAUAAUAAUGAUUACAAUUUUGAUAAUUUCCCUUCUUCUUUAUAUAGUGACUUAACAAAUAAAAAAAUGAGAAACACUACACAGGUAAAUAAUAUAAAAGAUGAGAAUUACCUUCAGAUGCAUAUUAUUAAUAAAGAUGUUAGAAAAAAUAAGGAUGGUAACGUACUAUUAAAUUCUUAUUAUAAUUGUAAAUUUGGGAAAUCUAUAAAUACUUUUUGUAAGGAAAUAUAUAAAGAGGAACAUAAAAAUGUUUAUAUAUAUAAUAAAAAAAUUACAAAAAUGAAUAUAAAAAUGAAGAAGGAACAAAAAUAUAUAUGCAUGGAUUCGAAAAGGAAUACCAGAAGGGAUAACAGUAAAAAUAUAAAAAUAUAUAAUAGUAAAAAUAUAAAAAUAUAUAAUAGUAAAAAUAUAAAAAUAUAUAAUAGUAGAAAUAUAAGAUGUGAUAAGAGAAAGUAUUUCCAUUUAAAUAGAAAUAAAAAAAAAAAUGGUUGUGUAAAAAAAUACAAAUUAUAUCAUGAAAGGAACACCUUGGUAUAUAAGAACAAUAAAGGGAGUAGCAAUUUUUUUCUGAAGAAAGAAAUUGAAAAAAGUACAAAAAAGUUGAACGAUAUAUUUGAACAUAUAAGUAACUAUACAAAUCGUAUUAGUAAAAAUAUAAAUAUAACAAAUAAAAAUAGAUAUGAUGAUUAUCCUUUUGAUUUUUUGUCAAAAGAUAAAAUGGAAUAUAUCUCUAUGUUAUCACCAACUAUAAACGAGAUUAAAACAUUAAAUACUAUUCUUACUAUUCCACUUAUUAAAAUGAAUGAGUAUGAAAAAAAUUGUAUAUGGAGAUUCAGAUUACAAUUAUUAAAUAGAAAAGAAACUUUAGGAAAGUUCUUAAAAUCCAUUAAUUGGAAUAAUAAAGAAGAAGAAGAAGAAGCUAUAAUUUUAUUAAAUAAAUGGGCAAAACCAGGUAUAGAAAAUUGUAUAGAAUUAUUUUAUUCACAUCUACACAAUUCUAUUAUUAAAAAAUAUAUUAUAGAUAUUAUAAAGAAUAGUAAAAAAGAAGAAAUUAAAUUAUAUCUAUUUCAAUUGGUCCAAAGUUUAAGAACAUUUAAUUAUCAACAUAUAGAUAAUCUAUUUAUUAAUACAUUAAUAAAAAAAUGUAUUAAAUCAAAAAAACUAUCCAUAUAUUUUUAUUGGUUUUUAUUAAGUGAAUCGAAAGAUAAAAUAAAAGGUAAAUUGUAUUUACAUAUACAUAAAUUAUUUAUUAAUAAAUUAAUGACUUCUAAUAUUGGAAAAAAUAAAAUUAUCCUAGAUAUUUUAAAAAAUCAAAACCGUUUCCGUAAUCAAUUAUUAUAUCUAACAAAAAUUGCCAAGAAUAAAACAGACAGAAUACAAAAUAAAACGAGGAAAUUACGAAACUUUCUAUUUUAUUAUAGAACCAAUUAUGGAUAUAUAAAUAUUAAAGACUUUAUAAAGAAUAAUAUUUUUAUAUCUCAUAAUAAUGUCUAUGAUUUUUUGGAUUUAUGUAAAAUGAAAAGGCAAAAUUCGAUGGAUACUCCUAUGAAGGGUGAUAAAAUUGGUCAAGCUGGCUACCUUGGAAAGGUCCCUGGUAUGGUUAAAUCCACACACCAUAAUAAUAAAUAUGGUGAUAAUAAAAAUAAUCACAGUGAUGAUAAUAAAAAUAUUUAUAGUGAUGAUAAUAAAAAUAAUCAUAGUGAUGGUAAUAAAAAUAAUUAUAGUGAUGAUAAUAAAAAUAAUCAUAGUGAUGAUAAUAAAAAUAAUCAUAGUGAUGAUAAUAAAAAUAAUCAUAGUGAUGAUAAUAAAAAUAAUCAUAGUGAUGGUAACAAAAACAUUUAUUGUGAUGAUAAUAAAAAUAAUCAUAGUGAUGGUAACAAAAAUAAUCAUAGUGAUGGUAACAAAAACAUUUAUUGUGAUGAUAAUAACUACCUAAAAAAUAUAUCAUAUGAACACUUUAAUGAAGAUCGAUACGAUAAUAAAAAGAGUACAGAUAUAUAUACAUGUAAUAAAGAUAUAUGUAAUUCUAUUUAUUAUUUAGAUAACGAACUUACAAUAAAUUAUGAUAUAAAAGAUGAUUUAUAUUUUUUUCAAUAUAAAAGAAGUUCAAAUCAGAAAUUAUUAAAUUUAGAUUUAAGUAAUGAUUCUAAUGAUAUGAUUCAUUAUAUUGAUGAUUCUAAAAAUGUUAAAAUAGAACGUAAUAGAGAUAAUUCUUUCUUUUCUAAUUUUUUACAAUUCAAUAAUAAUUUAGAUUUUUUUUUAAAUGCUACUUAUAGUGAUGAAGAUAAUAAUUAUGAAAUUCUAGAUGACUCUAUAAAUUUUGUUCAGAAACAAAAAAUUAAAAAAAUUAAAACACCUUUAAUUUUACCUAUAGAUCCUAAUAUUGAAUUAUUAUCGUUCUUACCUGAACAAUCAUAUGUAUUACGUUCUUCUUUAUAUCCUAUAGUUAUUGCUUGUUUAGUUAGGAAAAAAAUUAAAUUAUAUAAUGAAAAUUAUAAUAAUUUAAUAAUUAAUAAUCAUACCUUUUAUAAAAAUGAUCAAAUUAAAAAUCAUAUCAUAAACAAUUUGUCAUAUGAUAAGUCAUAUCAUUCAUAUUACAACUCGCAAUUUGUUAAAACUUUACAAAAUUCUUUUGAAAGUACAAGAAGUCUUAAUUAUCAUUAUAAUUUCUUGAAAUGUUCAAAUAAUAAUAUUUUUUAUAAAAACAAAAAAAUUGAAAGAAUUAAAGCAAACACUUCAAUUCAAAAAUCGUUUCAGUCCAAUGAAAAUAGAUUAAAUAUAAAGCACCCUGCGUAUUAUAGUAAUAACCACUGUGUUCAUAAUAUUAAAAAAAUGAACAAGGAUAAAAAGGAUAAUUACAUCUUUAGUGAAAAGGUCCUUCCGUGUGUUAGUAAUUCGUGUUUGAGCGAUAAAAUGAGGUCAUCAUAUGAUAAAAUGAUGUCGUCGCAUGAUAAUAUGAUGUCGUCGCAUGAUAAUAUGAUGUCGUCGCAUGAUAUUAUGAUGUCGUCGCAUGACAAACCUGUGACACCAUCUGGUGUUUCCUCGUUAGGAGACAGAACGUGUAAAGAUGAAAAAAAGAAUAGAAAAAAAUAUAACGAAAUCUACCAACUGUCGAUAAAAAAGUAUAUCUAUAAAGCAGGUGAUGAUUUAAGACAAGAUCAUUUAGUUAUACAAAUAAUUUAUGUUAUGGAUAAUAUAUGGAAAAGAUAUGGUUUGGAUUUAAAAAUGACACUAUAUAGAGUAUUAGCGUUAUCUACAGAUGAUGGUUUUAUUGAAUUUGUGGAUUAUGCUGAAUCUAUAUCUUCAAUUAAAAAAAAUUAUAAAGGAGAAAUAAGACAAUAUUUUAUAGAUAAUAGUACAUGCUCAAGUUCCCCUUUAGGAUUUGAUACAGAAAUAUUACAAAACUUUAUAUCUAGUUGUGCAGGAUAUAGUGUUAUUACCUAUAUAUUAGGUAUAGGAGAUAGACAUCUAGAUAAUUUAAUGGUAACAAAAGAUGGACGCUUUUUUCAUAUCGACUUUGGUUAUAUAUUUGGAGAGGAUCCAAAACCAUUUUCUCCACCUAUGAAAUUAUGUAAAGAAAUGAUUGAAGCUAUGGGAGGAGCUCAUAGUAUAGGUUAUGAACAAUUCUUAAAAAAAUGUUGUCUAGCAUAUAAAUAUUUAAGAUACCAUUCUCAAUUAAUUAUUAGUUUGUUAGAUGCAAUGUGUGAUGCAGGAUUAAAGGAUAUGAAAAUGAGUCCAGAGUUGUGUGUCUUAAAGGUCCAAGAAAAAUUUAGACUUGAUUUAAAUGACGAAGCAGCAGAAAUAUAUUUUCUUAGUGUUAUCAAUGCGUCCGUUAAAACGUUAUUUCCUGUUGUUGUGGAUAAAUUGCAUGAGUGGGCCUUAAAUUGGAAAUGA
This is a messenger RNA of Plasmodium reichenowi, 6117 nucleotides long. RefSeq names its product phosphatidylinositol 3-kinase. NCBI's taxonomy places the organism in Eukaryota, Apicomplexa, Aconoidasida, Haemosporida, Plasmodiidae. Gene Ontology annotation, cellular component: cytoplasm; phosphatidylinositol 3-kinase complex, class III, type I; peroxisome. Gene Ontology annotation, biological process: endocytosis; autophagosome assembly; autophagy of peroxisome. The record is from RefSeq and is a predicted model, not a curated record. The coding region runs from base 1 to 6117 and encodes 2038 amino acids. Gene Ontology annotation, molecular function: 1-phosphatidylinositol-3-kinase activity. The transcript has a single exon.